AUUCUUUUAGAAUAGGCGAGGCAGGCGACAGUUCUUUCUCAGCUAGGAGCCUAGGACUUAGGAGAGGCAACAGAUUGCUUUCGUUGUUGGGUCCCAACGGCCAACACAGAGACUAGAAAGAGAGGAGCUCAAAUUUCAAAUGGCAACGCAGCCACAGCCAUGGGAUUGUCCCCCAAGAACACAGCUCGUACGCCCUCCUAUCUCCUCCCUGGCGUCUCUGCGUUGGCUGCGUUUUCCAUCACCGCCCUCCUCCUUUACAAGGUUGACGACUUUGCUUCCCAAACCAAGACCGUCGCAGGUCACAACUUAGACCCGACGCCGUGGCACCUGUUCCCAGCCAAGACCUUCGGCGAACAAACUCGGCAAGCCCGUGGUUACAAAAUCAUACAUUGCUCUUACCUUGCUUGUCACUCGGGCACCAGCACCAUCCCCGAACAGCCCCGAGCUCAUCCCUCUAAACCGAGCGAGAAAUGCCCGGAUUUCUUCCGGUGGAUACACCACGACCUCAAACCCUGGGCUCGGACCGGGAUUUCGAUAUCCCAUUUGGCGGAAGCCCAGAAAUUCGCGGCUUUCCGAGUCGUGAUCAUUGCUGGGAAGCUGUACGUGGAUUUGUAUUAUACGUGCGUGCAGAGCCGAAUGAUGUUUACUAUAUGGGGGUUGUUGCAGCUUCUCAAGAGGUAUCCUGGGAAGGUACCUGAUGUGGAUAUGAUGUUUGAUUGCAUGGAUAGGCCUCGUAUCAACAUGACCGAGCACAAGUCUAUGCCAUUGCCGCUGUUUCGUUAUUGCACCACUGAGGAUCACUUCGAUAUCCCGUUUCCUGAUUGGUCUUUCUGGGGUUGGCCGGAGACAAAUUUAAGGGCCUGGGAUGAAGAGUUCCGGGACAUUAAACGGGGUUCUCAACGUAUUAGUUGGUCAAAGAAGUGGCCCCGAGCAUAUUGGAAAGGAAAUCCGGAUGUUCAGUCCCCUGUUCGUAUAGAAUUACUGAAAUGCAAUCACUCCAGGAUGUGGGAAGCGCAAAUCAUGCGUCAGGAUUGGGCAGAAGAAGCAAGAAUUGGGUACGAGCAAUCUAAACUUUCAAAUCAGUGCAAUUACCAGUAUAAAAUUUAUGCCGAAGGCUAUGCUUGGUCCGUGAGCUUGAAGUAUAUUCUAUCAUGUGGUUCUCUAGCAUUAAUAAUAUCCCCAGAUUAUGAAGAUUUCUUCAGUCGUGGUCUCAUUCCAAAGAAAAACUAUUGGCCUGUCUCACCUAACAAUUUAUGCCCCUCUAUAAAGUAUGCUGUUGAUUGGGGUACUAAACACCCAUCUGAGGCUAAGGAAAUAGGAAAAGAAGGGCAGAAGUUAAUGGAAACCUUGAGUAUGGAUAGGGUCUAUGAUUACAUGUUUCACCUCAUCACAGAGUACUCGAAGUUGCAGGACUUCAAGCCAGUCCCACCAUAUUCUGCCCAAGAACUGUGUCCAGAGUCCCUGCUUUGCAUUGCCGAUAUCAAGCAGAGGCAAUUCCUGGAACAAUCAACUACCUUCCCUUCACAAGCACCACCAUGCACCCUCCAGCCUUCCAAUAGUAAUCUCAUCAAGAGCUGGAUUCAACGGAAAAAGAAAUUCGUGGAGGAUGUGGAAAAUAUGGAGAAGAUGAAAACAGAGGGACGUUCGAACAAGGAUGCCUGGCUUUAGCUAGGAAGCAAGAUCAAAUUUUGUAGUUUUAAUAGUCUCUUGUAGGUUGCCUUUUACCAGGACUUUUAUAUACAUAUGGUAUCACUUUGCUCAA
Juglans microcarpa x Juglans regia is the source of this 1762-nucleotide messenger RNA. RefSeq names its product protein O-glucosyltransferase 1-like. Lineage: Eukaryota; Viridiplantae; Streptophyta; Magnoliopsida; Fagales; Juglandaceae. The coding region runs from base 160 to 1668 and encodes 502 amino acids. The record is from RefSeq and is a predicted model, not a curated record. The transcript has 6 exons.